Molecule: messenger RNA, 819 nt
Organism: Aphanomyces invadans
Lineage: Eukaryota; Oomycota; Saprolegniomycetes; Saprolegniales; Verrucalvaceae
Exons: 5
Coding region: 20-715 (231 amino acids)
Source: RefSeq, a predicted model, not a curated record
CCGUAUCGUCUUUUACUUCAUGGAGGAAGGUUUGUCGAUGCCAAAGUCAACGCCUGCUACGAUCGCAAUGAUGGCGGAGAAGCGAAGUCUUGAUUCCAGUGGGGCAAGCCCAACGUUGCCAAAGAAAGCUCGAACGAGCACUGGCGAAGACCAUACGACCCAGGGCAACCCUCCGUUGCCGUCGAAAAUGAUUGAGAUUUCCAACGACCCGAACUAUACCAACAUGAGUGACGACGUGUUUCGCAGCACGAGUCUAGCUUCCAGUGACGCACACUAUAUCCAUUCUCUUUCCAUUCCUGGGAAAUACGAAGCAUUUCACGUGUAUGGCCAUGCUGACAAGACCUCGACUAUCAGCAGUGUCUACUUUGGAAGAAAGCUUUGUGGUCAUGAAGGAAUUGUUCAUGGUGGGUGCAUAUCAACAGUUUUAGACGAGCUCUUCGGAUGGACAAUGUUCUGGUUCGACCACCCCUUACACGUUUCCGAUUCGAUCUUAACACACUGUGUGUGCAGGAUGACCGACGACAUCGGGUUUACUGCAAACCUCAAUGUGAAUUUCCGAAAGCCACUUCCCGUUGAUACGUUUGGAAUCGUGCACACAGAGUUCGACAAACGCGAACGUCGAAAGGUCUUCAUGAAGUCGCGGCUCGAAGACAACGACGGAAACGUGUUUGCCGAAGCCACGACAUUGUUUAUCUUGCCCAAGCCAGCAGAGUGACUGUAACCAACACUCCUUCACUCUAACGUGUGCCGUCUGUCGCAGUUGGUUGGAUUCCGUGCCCUGUCGAAAAGGGAUGCUAAACUAGACGCUUGUCGUCCCCA